Durio zibethinus is the source of this 3141-nucleotide messenger RNA. The record is from RefSeq and is a predicted model, not a curated record. NCBI's taxonomy places the organism in Eukaryota, Viridiplantae, Streptophyta, Magnoliopsida, Malvales, Malvaceae.
CGUUCGUUUUCGUGGAAGCAGCUAUGACACUCGUGGAAACGUUAGUGCUAUAGUCUGUGAAUUUACUUGAAUUUUUGAGUUGAUGGACCGUGUGAUAGUGAGUCGAGGGGCGAGUCAAAAGAGCAAGCGGUUUGACGUGUUUGAUUUCGCCGACGAGGAAGAGAGAGUUGAGAGGGAGUCCGCGGAGAUUCUUGGAAGGUUUAAGAACCCUAAAAAAUGCCGCAAGACAGCUUCUCCUCUCAAAAAAUACAAGUUUCUUCAGUGCUUUGCCCGGCCAAAUGAAAUUAUUAAGACACCAAUUGAUCUUGACGUUGAAGUUGCAGAUUGUAGCAGGACUAAGCAAAAGGACAUUAGCAAUAGACCCAUUGAACUCGAUUCUGAAGUUACAGAACUCAAAUUUUUACAAAGUCACAAGACUUGGGAAAAGAAAAAGAUUGAUGGACCAAUUGACAUCGACACUAAAGAAGUGCAAGCGACCAAAACUGCAGAAAAGGGCACUGGAUACAAAUUUGGCGAUGUUAAUGCUAGUGUUACUGGUCAGCAAUGCACAUUUCCUUCAAACUGUCCCAUGAAGAUGAGACAAGAGGAUAUUUUCGACUUGGAUACCUCUUUGCAGUCUUUUUCUUCUAGCUAUAAGAAUGAACGAUUUGGUAUGAUUUCAGAUGAUGAUGACAGGAUCGAAAUGAGUUCAUCAGCUUUUGCCUCUUCUCAUGUAGAGUGUAGAGAGGAGCAACUUUCAGUUCAUGGUUUUGAUGGCCAUGGAAUUGAAACAGAAAAUGCAGAAGUUGUCAUUUCCCCUGAUUUUAUGUUUUGUAGAGGUAUUUAUUGCACAGAGGGUCAGUUAACUUUUUCAAAAACCUGCCUCAAGUUUGAGGGCUUGACUGUAAAUGGGACCAAGAAAAAAUUUAGUUUUGUAUGGACCGUUGGUGAUAUCAUCAGUAUUGAUGCAGAAUGGAUUGAAAGGGUUGAAACAGCCAUUAUGAAUCUUGUUCUACAGUCUAACAAUUCUAAUAGGGCUGGAAAUGCAAAUGAAACUUCAGCCAUUGAGUUGUUGAAGUUUUCAGUUUGUGAUCCUUCUUGGUCUGAAAGGCAGGAAGCAAUCAAAUCGUUGAGUAUGAGAUACAAGGAUAUAUGGAACACUGUUUCAGAUGAAAAUGAAGAAAAUACCUUCACGGGACAAAGUAGCAAGUUUUUUUCAAAGCCAUAUUUUUCUGAUUUUCAUGAACAUUUUGAAGAAGUUAUCUAUCCGAAAGGUGAUCCUGAUGCUAUUUCAAUUAGCAAGAGAGAUGUUGAACUUCUAGAGCCAGAGACAUUCAUCAAUGAUACCAUUGUUGACUUCUAUAUUAAAUAUUUGAAGAAUAAAAUUCGACCUAAGGAACAAUAUAGGUUCCACUUUUUUAACAGUUUUUUCUUUCGCAAGCUUGCUGAUCUGGAUAAAGGUUUAUCUAGUGCUUGUCAAGCCAGGACAGCAUUUCAACGUGUUUGUAAAUGGACAAAGAAGGUGGAUAUCUUUGAAAAGGAUUACAUUUUCAUUCCUGUAAAUUACAGUCUUCAUUGGAGUUUGAUUGUCAUCUGUCAUCCUGGUGAAGUGGCUAAUUUGAAAGAUGAUGAAGCUGAAAAAUUACUUAAAGUUCCUUGCAUCUUGCACAUGAAUUCAAUUAGAGGAAGUCAUAGGGGCCUUAAAAAUCUUUUCCGGAGUUACUUAUCUGAAGAGUGGAAAGAGAGGCAUAGAGAGGCAGCAGAUGAUGUUCCUUCAAAACUUCUAAAUUUACAGUAUGUCCCGCUAGAGCUGCCACAACAGGAAAAUUCAUUUGACUGUGGCCUUUUCUUGUUGCAUUAUGUGGAACUCUUUCUUCUUCAAGCAUCAAUUAAGUUCUGCCCUUUUAAGCUUAAUAUGAAUUGGUUUCCACCUGCUGAGGCUUCCUUGAAACGCUCUCGUAUCAGGGAGUUAAUCUAUGAAAUCCUGGAGGAACAGUCUCCUAGUUCCACAUCAGUUGAUAUCAUUUAUAAACGUCCAUCCUCCCUGUUACCUGGCCGAAGUGAGCAAGAAACUGGAGUACAAUUUAAUGAGCAGAUUGGAAGUUCAACAAAAACAUGUCUUCGUCAUUCCUCAAAUUCCAGUGUUAAGCAGGGGUCUAGCAAAUUUGCACUUUCUGCAUCCCCUCCUACAGUUCUACAAGGCCGUAAAGACUCAGGAUUGGAAAUGCUUGAGUGUUAUGAGGUGGGAUUUUGUGGGGGAUUGCUCUCACAAGGAAAUUAUCAUCAGAUUAAUGCACUCAGUAAAAGAAAUGCCAUGUCACCUAUAGUGGAAAUAGAAGAGACAAGUGAAGAAAUUGCUGCUGAUUCGCCCUCAGAUCUAGAUGUUCAGCAAGUUGUUGGAUCGGUAACUGAACCUGGCUUAUUCAUGCAAUAUCAUAGAAAAGAUUUCAGACUAUUAAGAACAUCAUGGAACCAACAGACAACAUUGCAUUUCGAGGAUUCAGCUUUUAACAAGUCAAGUGAUUCCCGAGAUUCAUCAGAGAUAGGGCUAGAAGAUGAUCAAGUUCUUCCAGAUUUUGAGUCAUAUUCCCAUCGGGGGGGAAAUGAUAAACCUGAAUCUUCCUCAACCUCAAAUGAAGUUUAUUCUGAUUGUAUCGUUGAAGAUUCUCAAGAGUCGAAUGGCGUGCAUGAUGAAAGUGUGAGUAUAUGUUCCCCUUCGUCCUUUCAGAGGCACUUUUCUGCUCUAUCCCAUCAACAAGAAGAUUUGACUGCAAAAGUUGAUCUUAAAAGACAAUAACAUGCUAAUGAGCGACGGAAAUCAUGUUUCAGAAGGCGAUGAACAGCCAGUUGCAAAGGUUCCAAAGCCAGAUACUUGGCCGAGGAAAGCACUAACGAGAAGCCUUUCAGAAAAGUUGCAUUCGUGAUGGCACUGGGAAUGGCUUUUGGUAAACUGUAAAAAGAUAGUAGCUUUCUUUUGGUAAUGGCUUUGUUUACUCUUUGAGAAAAUUAUUUUAUCUGAUGGUUGUUGUUACGGUUGCAACUUGCGGCUGUAAGUCUUGGCUCUCAGCUCCAAAAGUUUAACGUUACAAAAUUUAAAAAUAUAUAUUUUAGCUAAUUUUAACUAGCAUUAGUACUACACGCAAAAUUGCUAUAGCAAAGAAA